Apis dorsata (giant honeybee) is the source of this 1333-nucleotide messenger RNA. RefSeq names its product histone H3-like centromeric protein A. The record is from RefSeq and is a predicted model, not a curated record. Gene Ontology annotation, cellular component: nucleosome. The transcript has 5 exons. Bases 346 to 747 code for a protein of 133 amino acids. Gene Ontology annotation, molecular function: structural constituent of chromatin; protein heterodimerization activity; DNA binding. Lineage: Eukaryota; Metazoa; Arthropoda; Insecta; Hymenoptera; Apidae.
UAUAAUACACAAUUUGUCAAAUUAUUAGUUGAUAAUUUAUAUUAUAAGAGGGCUCUGAUAUCGAAAAACACGUGAUGAUAAUAGUUGUGCUGCUACUUGUUUAUUUACGCGAAUAAGAAUUUUUUUUAUUUAUUAUUAUUAAACAUAAUGACAACGAUCGUUAAAUGUUUUCUGUAAUAUAAUUCCCGCCAAAUUUUUUACAUUGUGGCGCUAUUAAUUGACAUUGCUUUUAAUUUUGUUAUGUUUUUUAUGAUCUAAUAUCAUGUUUCAAAUAAGUAUUAACUAUCAUUAAAAAUAAAAAAAGAUUAAACAUAUGUUUUAUAAUUUAAAUAAAAAAUAUCAAAAAUGGUUCGUCGAAAAAGUAAUCCGAGAUCAAUUGAUGAUCCACAAAGAUCACCUAGUGUAAAGUCUAGACCAAAUAUAUCAGCAAACAGACGUGUACUUCGGACGACGCGAGCUUUAAAAGAAAUUCGAUAUUUAAGAAAAACUGUAAAGUUGAUUAUACCAAAAGCUCCUUUUGCUCGUUUAGUUAGAUAUAUUAUUAUAGAUUUAUUUCCUAAUAGUGACGUAGACAGAAUUCAAGCAUCUGCACUUGAAGCACUGCAAGAAGCAGUUGAAGCAUAUAUUGUUCAAUUUUUUGAAGAUUGCACAUUAUUGUCACAACAUGCAAAACGUGUAACUCUUCAAAUUCAAGAUGUAAUUUUAUUGCGUCGACUUAGAGGAAGGGAUGAUAUUAUAAAUAGAUAAAAUAAUUUUAUUUUUAAAUUCACCAUUUGUAUCAUAUAUAAUUAAAUGAACAUUUAUUUCAUAUAUAAUUAAUAUUAUUAAAAAUUUUUAACAAUUUAAUGUAACAAAUUAAACAAUUAAUGUAUAAUAUAAAUAUAAAAAUUGCAAUUUUUGCUCUUUAUGAAAUAGGAGUAAUAUUUUAAAUAAUAUUUUAUAUUUGUAAAAAUGGAAUUUUUAAGUAUAAAUAAAUUAAACUUGUAUUAGUUUGUUCAAUAAGAUUUAUUUUAUAAGAAACAAACUUUUAAUAAAAUUCUUUCACUUUACGAAACUUUGGUAAAAUAUACAUUUUUCAAUUUUUAGACAGGUCUUUAAAAUAUACGUCGAAGCUUCGUAAUUCACUUCAUAUAGAUUUUGUUUGAACUUUCUAUGUACGUACGUAAAAUAACUUUAGUUAAAAGUGAUACAGUAAAAACGAUAAAAUAAUAUCGUAACCAAUUGUUACGUUUAAAUUUCUUUUGUUAUUUCGUGCGGGUUAGCUGCCAUCACUUACGACAUAUAUCAUAAGUGAAACAUAUUAUGAUAAUCUAAAAAAACAGACUAAAAAAUA